AUGUCCCGUCUUGGCGACCCACCGGAAUAUAUAUAUAUAUCGAAAGCAAAACAUAGAUGGGCCGGUCACACCAUGAGAAGAAUCGACGAUAAAUGGACUAAAAGAGCGCUAGAGUGGAUCCUAAGAGACGCUGAACGCCCUCGAGGGAGACCGCCAACGAGAUGGGGUGCCGUGUUCGCUACACGGAUAGACCAGCUGAGAGCUCAGCUGGAUACGGCUCAAAGACCUCAUCAACGUCACUCACGAAGCUUGAAAACAUCUUGGAUGACAAUGGCGAGGGAACGAAACGAGUGGAAGAGAUGCUGGGGCCCGCACGUUCAGUGA
This is a messenger RNA of Necator americanus (New World hookworm), 324 nucleotides long. RefSeq lists its product as uncharacterized. The transcript has a single exon. The record is from RefSeq and is a predicted model, not a curated record. NCBI's taxonomy places the organism in Eukaryota, Metazoa, Nematoda, Chromadorea, Rhabditida, Ancylostomatidae. Bases 1 to 324 code for a protein of 107 amino acids.